This is a messenger RNA of Sabethes cyaneus, 1512 nucleotides long. Its product is annotated as zinc finger protein 723-like. The record is from RefSeq and is a predicted model, not a curated record. The coding region runs from base 1 to 1512 and encodes 503 amino acids. Lineage: Eukaryota; Metazoa; Arthropoda; Insecta; Diptera; Culicidae. The transcript is spliced from 5 exons. Gene Ontology annotation, molecular function: RNA polymerase II cis-regulatory region sequence-specific DNA binding; DNA-binding transcription factor activity. Gene Ontology annotation, biological process: regulation of transcription by RNA polymerase II.
AUGGACUGGGAUAUUGACAUCUUCAACCUGGACAUCGACGAGCAUGCCCUGAGCUGCAGCAUCCAGUCCAUUUUGUCGGACGAUUCUAUAUUCAACUCUCUGCUACAGACUAGCAACGCAUCCGAUAGCGAGCAAACAUCGUCCGUGUCGUUGACGUCGACGACGACGUCCUCAUCAUCAUCUACGAUGCUGCUAUCGCCAUCGCUGUACGAGCCAAACACAUUGCCGCCAUUGUUGCUUCCGCUAGAUUCGAUCCUGCAGCAGCCGACGGGUCUGAAGUCGCACAAAAGCACUUCAUCUCAUGACGACAAGUUGAGCGAGCACGAUUCAGGGAAUUCCAACGGAUCAUCAUUGGAGUCGGAGGAAUCGCUGUCUGAGGCAACGCCCUCGGAAGGGUCAACCAAUGGCAGUGACGCGGAAAAUGAUGCUCCCGAGUUGAGGCCGUUCGAGUGUGCCGAGUGUGGUAAAAGCUAUACCCGGAAGCUGUAUCUAAUGCGACACUACGUCCAGCAUACCCGCGAGCGGCCGUAUCAGUGCGAAGUGUGCGACAAAAGCUUUGCGUACGCCAGUUCGCUGUCGUCACAUCGGAAACUGCACCUGGCUUCGUGUGAGCACAAGUGUGACAUUUGUAACAAAACAUUCACCACGGCGGACAUGCUGGCGGCUCACAAAACGGCAAUUCAUUUCGGCGAACGACCCUACAAGUGCAAACUGUGCAAGAAAACAUUCGUCCUGUUGCAUGCCUACAAAAGUCACAAAAAAUGGCACCAACAGUUUAAUCCAUAUAAAUGUGCGGUUUGUGAGAAAGAGUUUAUGAAAAAGAUCAGCUUGAAGAGUCAUUUGAGGGUUCAUACCGGUGAGAAACCAUUCUCGUGUGACAUCUGUCAGAAAAGCUUCACGCUGUCUUCUACAUUAUCUUCGCACAAGAAGCUGCACGGAGAAAAGCCAGCGAUGCAGUGCGAAACUUGUGGAAGAAGAUUUACGCAGGCCAGUGCUUUGUCUACACAUAAGCACCUGCACACGGAAAAACGUCCCCAUAGUUGCGAGUUAUGUGGAAAACGCUUUAUACGGCUUCACGCCUUGAAAAUUCACAUCCGAACACAUUCCGACGAACGGCCCCAUCAGUGCGAUCUGUGCCCGAAGAAUUUCCUGGAGAAACACGUUCUAAUCAGACAUCUGAAGACUCACACGGACGAGCGCCCGUACAGUUGUGACACUUGCGGCAAGGCGUUCAAGGAAAAGUACGACCUGUUGCGGCACGUUCUGAUCCACACCGGUCAGAGGCCGCACAAGUGCGACGUGUGCUCGAAAACCUUUGUGCAGUCGAAUGCACUGACCAAACACCGACGGCGGCACGAGCGGGACGACGAUGGCGCUGCCGGAAUGGCGUCGGAUAAGGGAAAGGUGUUGCAGAAGAGUCAGAAGAUUGUUGGUGCAGUGAAGAAGUGUAAGACUGGUUCCGUCGUUGCUGCAGGUGGGUGGAAUGCCGGCCCGAUGCCGGAAGAAGUCUAG